This is a messenger RNA of Cryptococcus amylolentus CBS 6039, 1157 nucleotides long. Its product is annotated as V-type proton ATPase proteolipid subunit, variant. The record is from RefSeq and is a predicted model, not a curated record. Gene Ontology annotation, biological process: proton transmembrane transport. The transcript is spliced from 4 exons. Gene Ontology annotation, cellular component: proton-transporting V-type ATPase, V0 domain. Lineage: Eukaryota; Fungi; Basidiomycota; Tremellomycetes; Tremellales; Cryptococcaceae. Gene Ontology annotation, molecular function: proton-transporting ATPase activity, rotational mechanism. The coding region runs from base 574 to 945 and encodes 123 amino acids.
CAUGGCUUGUUGAGGGAUAUGCAAUGCAAGAGAUGGAUAGAAGUAUGCGCCACUGGGGAUAACGCCGAAUGUCCGACGCGUGGGCGCCUCUUGCUGUCAUCGCUGAAUCGGAGCAGCCCGAGCCAUCUCUUCUUCUGCCUAACCCCUAACCCCUAUCCUGUCAGUCCAUCUACUGCCCCUACUUCCCCCGCUAACCCCCUCAGAUCCACCCCCACCAUGUCCACCGUCGCCGAGCUCUGUCCCGUCUACGCUCCCUUCUUCGGAGCCAUGGGCUGUACUUCUGCCAUCGUCUUCACCUGUAUCGGUGCUGCGUGAGUCUUGAUCCUCCGUGAGAUGUGCAGGCGAGAUAGGGGGCAUAACUUCCGAAAGAAGACUGCAAUGGGGCAUCGGGCGAUCACCCGGAGGAGGAUAGCGUCGAACGUGCGGCGUCAUGCUCGGGGCCUUGCUUUGUCCUCCCCACCUUGACCUAUCCACUCCGCCCACCCUUCUUCCUCGCUGUACCCAGGAUCAAGAUCCAUCGCUAACUCGACGAUCAGCUACGGUACCGCCAAGUCUGGUGUUGGAAUCUCCGCCAUGGCCGUCCUCCGACCCGAUCUCAUGAUGAAGUGUGCCAUUCCUGUCGUUAUGGCUGGUAUCAUUGGAAUCUACGGUCUCGUCGUUUCCGUCCUCAUCUCCGGUAACCUCACCUCCCCCAUGCCCCUCUACACCGGUUUCAUCCAGCUCGGUGCCGGUCUUUCUGUCGGUCUUGCGGGUUUGGCGGCUGGUUUCGCUAUCGGUAUCGUCGGUGACGCUGGUGUCCGGGGUACGGCUCAACAGCCUAGGUUGUUUGUCGGUAUGAUCUUGAUUCUCAUUUUCGCCGAAGUCUUGGGUCUUUACGGUCUCAUUGUGGCCCUGAUCCUCAACACCAACUCUACCGUCGACUACACCUGUUCCAUUGCGGCCUAAUCGAACCGCUUCAACCACCCUCCCUUUCCUCUCCCCCCCACCCUUUCGAUCACCUUUCUCUUUGAUAUCCUCCUGCCUACGACACUCGACGUUUAUUCUCCGAAUGACACACCCGCGACCGCGAAAGAUGAAAGAUGAGAGAGGGGAAAGAGUAUUUGUUUUUGUAAAGUUGGAGAGUGAAUGCGAGGGUAUCACACAAAAUGCAUGGAGUA